This is a messenger RNA of Hippopotamus amphibius kiboko, 2876 nucleotides long. It is a transcript of the gene CCNI, whose product is annotated as cyclin I. Gene Ontology annotation, molecular function: cyclin-dependent protein serine/threonine kinase regulator activity. Gene Ontology annotation, cellular component: cytoplasm; nucleus; cyclin-dependent protein kinase holoenzyme complex. The transcript has 7 exons. The record is from RefSeq and is a predicted model, not a curated record. Gene Ontology annotation, biological process: regulation of cyclin-dependent protein serine/threonine kinase activity; mitotic cell cycle phase transition. The coding region runs from base 603 to 1736 and encodes 377 amino acids. Lineage: Eukaryota; Metazoa; Chordata; Mammalia; Artiodactyla; Hippopotamidae.
CCUCCCCUCCCCUCCCUCCCCAGCUUUCCCUGCGAGCGGACGCGGCAGCGCCUCUGCCUCGCUUUUUCUUAUUUUUUCCCCCCCUUUCCCCUUCCUUUUUUUUUUCCUUUUUCCCCCUUCCCCCUUUUCACCAUUUCCCCUCGGAGGUGCCUCCCCCGGGCAGGGGCAGAGCCGGUCUCACCCCCCGCCUCUCCCCGGCCCCCGCCGCCCUAUGGCGAGAGGGAACCCCCUCCCCACCCGGGCACAAGCGGCGGCGGUUGGAGGAGCGGGACCCGCGGCGGCGGCGGCGGCCUCAGGUCCGGGGGCGUCAUGGAACUAAUUCGCUGACCGACCCACCGGCCGCAGCCGUGCGUCCCGCUCGAGCGCCAGCGCCCGCGCCCUCCGGCCCGGUUCCCCCUCUUCUCCCUCCUCAGUCGGCCCCAUCCUCGUCCCGCGCGCCCCGUCGCCGCGCGCUGAGGAUAAUGAGGUGGUAACGGGCCCCCGGAUGACCCCCCGUCACCACUGUGAGGCCUACAGCUCUGCCGGGGAGGAGGAGGAGGAGGAGGAAGAGGAGGAGAAGGUAGCUACAUCAAGCUGGGUGGCAGGCAGAUCCAAAGGAUAUCAUGAAGUUUCCAGGGCCUUUGGAAAACCAGAGAUUGUCUUUCCUGUUGGAAAAUGCAAUCUCCAGGGAAGCCCAGAUGUGGAAAGUGAAUGUGCCGAAAAUGCCUACAAAUCAGAAUGUUUCUCCAUCCCAGAGAGAUGAAGUGAUUGAGUGGCUGGCCAAACUCAAGUACCAAUUCAACCUUUACCCAGAAACAUUUGCCCUGGCUAGCAGUCUUUUGGACAGGUUCUUAGCUACUGUAAAGGCCCACCCAAAAUACCUGAGUUGUAUUGCAAUCAGCUGUUUUUUCCUAGCUGCCAAGACUGUUGAGGAAGAUGAGAGAAUACCAGUACUGAAGGUGUUGGCAAGAGAUAGUUUCUGUGGAUGUUCUUCAUCUGAAAUUCUGAGGAUGGAAAGAAUUAUUCUGGAUAAGUUGAAUUGGGAUCUUCACACAGCCACACCAUUGGAUUUUCUUCACAUUUUCCAUGCCAUUGCAGUGUCAACUAGGCCUCAGUUACUUUUCAGUUUGCCCAGACUGAGCCCAUCUCAACAUUUGGCGGUCCUUACCAAGCAAUUACUUCACUGUAUGGCCUACAACCAGCUUCUGCAAUUCAAAGGAUCCAUGCUUGCCCUGGCCAUGGUUAGUUUGGAAAUGGAGAAACUCAUUCCUGAUUGGCUUCCUCUUACAAUUGAACUGCUUCAGAAAGCACAGAUGGAUAGCUCCCAGCUGAUCCACUGUCGGGAGCUUGUGGCACAUCACCUUUCUACUCUGCAGUCUUCCCUGCCUCUAAAUUCCGUUUAUGUCUACCGUCCCCUCAAGCACACCCUGGUGACCUGUGACAGAGGAGUGUUCAGAUUACAUUCCUCCUCUGCCCCAGGCCCAGAUUUCUCCAAGGACAACAGCAAACCAGAAGUGCCAGUCAGAGGUACAGCAGCCUUCUACCAUCAUCUCCCAGCUGCCAAUGGGUGCAAGCAUACCUCUGCUAAACGCAAAGUAGAGGAAAUGGAAGUGGAUGACUUCUAUGAUGGGAUCAAACGGCUCUAUAAUGAAGAUAAUGCUUCAGAAAAUGUGGGUUCUGUGUGUGGCACUGAUUUAUCAAGGCAAGAGGGGCAUGCUUCCCCUUGUCCACCUUUGCAGCCUGUUUCUGUCAUGUAGCUCCAAGUGUUAACCUUCAAGUGCAAACUAAGGUAGACUACUGUGGGAAUGGGAACAUGGAAAACCAGGAUGGGCUAUAUAAAGGUAUAUACCUUAUCAGGCUGAUUCAAAAUGAGCCAGCAAAAAAAAAACAAAAACAAAAACCUGUUGACUUGUAUGGCUAAUUAUAAUUCAACAUUAAUAUUUAAGCACUUAAAGACCAAAAAAAGUGUAAAAUUCAAGAUCAAAAAAUUUUUUUAAAAAUUCCUUUGUAGUAUUUGUCAGUUCCACCCUUUUCUCUGCUAAAAUGUAAUGUAGAUUACCCUGUGUCAGAAAUUCAGUGGUUUUUUUUUUAAGUUCCAAAAUUCCUAGCUAGCAAACCUUGUCCCCAAAUCCUGAUUUAAUCUUCCUCUUGUUUUGCUUGCUGCUGCUUUGAGCACUAAAUGAAUUUCAUGCAUGUUGCUCUAUAGCCUGACUUUCACUGAUGAGGAAACCUUCAGCAUUUAUUUUUAGCAAUUUAGUGAACAAAUUAUUUGUGUGACAGCCAUGUUUAAUCCAUGAUUCAAAUUAAUCUGGAAAAAGUAUUUCAGAAUUGCCUGUAUGAAUCAGAGGUGGUAACAGGGCUCCCAUUCCAUAUUGAUUUUUAUUUGUCUCCUUUCAGUUUCUGGAGUUUAGAAACAAAAUUAGUAUUUUCAUUUCUGUUUAUCUUAAAUUGAAGCUUAAAAGUGGCAUGUGAUUAGGACACUUAGAUUUGUUGAAAGCAUUUUUUGACAUUUGUAUAAAAGAAUUUGUGAUAUAAAGUUAAUAUAUCCAGGUGCUCACCAAAGAACCAUGCUAUGUAACAACUAAAAUUAGAUUUUUAAAAAACUGAUCCGUUCACUCAUUUAUAAUUAAUAGGAGAGACUGUCUAGAUGUUGGGGCAGCUUUAUGAUUUGGAUCUGUAACAUGUAAUAACUGAAUUCAGUACCCUAGUUUUAUGUUAAGCUAUUAAGAUUUUCUUGAUAAAAGUUAAUCCCUCUGCCUCCCCAGCCUACCUGUAUCUCUCUUAAUGACUUCUGGAUCCUGAGCUCCCUGUGCAGUCUGAAGAAGGUAUUUCAGUCAGAACCAUGUACUGAUGAUAAAAGCCUCUGGUAGCAAUAAAAGUUGUCCUUACCCUUUUUA